UAACCGGAACAGAGCGGGCAGGUCCUCCGCCACCGUGGCGACCGUGAACACAUCACGGAGUCUCCGGGGUUUCGCUGCGGCAGCUCGGUGCGGCUUUGAGGAGCAGCCGCGGGGACAGAGGCGAGCUGCUGGGACCGAGGAUCUCACAGGUUCCGCCGGGGCACACAUGUCUGUCAGAGAGCUGAGCACCUCCGUCAGAACCUUCCAGUACGAUCUGAAACCAGAAGUACCUAACUCUGAAGGCAGGAAGCUGUUUUUUGACACACAUGCGGUGGUACGACUCUUUGAAGACAAUGGUUUCACAACUCAGCAAGCUGAGGUGAUGGUGAAAGUGCUGGUGAGGAUGACCGCCUCCAACAUGGACGUCAUCUAUAACGACAUGGUCACCAAAGUGCAGCAGGAGAUAAUGCUGCAGCGUGUGAUGUCUCAGAUUUCAUCUGUGAAGAAGGACAUGAUCAUUCUUGAGAAGAGCGAGUUCUCCACUUUGCUGGCAGAGAACGAGAAACUCAAGAUCCAAAUACUGCAGCUGAAAGUCGGACUGUCUGAUAUCAUGAAUAAAGUUCGCUCAGACACUAUUUUGGACAUGAAUUUAGAGAAAAGCCGUGUAAAGGAACUGAAAUCCCAGCACGAGAAGAUGCUUCUGGAAAUGCGAACUGAAAUCAUGGAAAUGACUGCUGACCAAGAUCGUCAUUUGACCCAGACCAACAUGAAAAUAGACACUGAAGCGGCCGGUUUGAAAACCAUGUUGGAGUCACACAAACUGGAUACAAUAAAAUACCUUGCAGGUUCUGUGUUCACAUGUCUCACUGUAGUCCUUGGUUUCUAUCGUAUUUGGAUGUAAACUGUUAUCAGUACACAGAAACUCCAGCAUUCCUCUGAAAGCCCAGUAUUCAUUUCAACCAGUUACUAGGCCCUGCACUGGAUAUCAGGGUGGGCCAUCAGAGGAGAACACAACGUCCUCUAGCUCUGACCUUGCUCACCUCUAACCUUCUCUCCCCGGGCAUAAGGACUGUUUACCUGUGGUAAAACAUGAACUUUCAACAUCUCCUCUGAAUAUGUCAGCAUUCAGAGACCAAUUCCUUCUCACGUCUGACCUUAAUUUGUUGCAUUUCAUUGAUCCGAAUUUUUGUUUGUGCUCCUUAUUACCUUAUUCCCAUCAUCAUUUUCUGAUAUGAUAAACUGAGAAGAAGAAGCAAAGGAAGGAACACAAUUACACCAGUUUUUUACAGACAUACAAUCGCUUAAUUAAUAGCAAAUACUUGAUGUUUUAGCUGCCUAGAGAUAUUUCAUCUGCUGUUACUUUGUUGAUUUUUAAUUUCUCAACAGUGCACAGUGAUAAAGAAGUGCCAGUCAAGUCUACCUUUAUGAAUGAUAUAUAAUAGUGUUUGGAGCUGAACUGAAACUUUUUAAGGGGUAUGUAAAUAUUUUAUUUAUGGGCAUAAUAUGCUGUAAAAUAAGCUGUCGGUCUGGAUCUCAAAAGGGAUUUAUGUAAUUUAUGUAACCACUAUAUUAUAACAUAUAUUUUAUUUUAUUUUAACUUUCUAGCUGUUUUAACUGGAUUUUUUGA
Limanda limanda (common dab) is the source of this 1567-nucleotide messenger RNA. RefSeq names its product mitochondrial calcium uniporter regulator 1 (gene mcur1). The record is from RefSeq and is a predicted model, not a curated record. Gene Ontology annotation, cellular component: mitochondrial inner membrane; mitochondrion. NCBI's taxonomy places the organism in Eukaryota, Metazoa, Chordata, Actinopteri, Pleuronectiformes, Pleuronectidae. Gene Ontology annotation, biological process: positive regulation of mitochondrial calcium ion concentration; calcium import into the mitochondrion.